AUGGCAAGGAGUCAGCUCUUGGCCAGGACGGGGAGGAAGAGCCUUCCAGACAGAAGGGACAGGAAGUGCAAAGGCCCUGAGGCAGCAACAGAAAAGGUCAUUUUGAGUAACAAGAAGGAGGAGGCUACCAUGGACAGUGGAGCUGGUCGCCUCUCAUUCUGUACGAAGGUAUGCUACGGCAUUGGAGGGGUCCCCAACCAGGUGGCCUCCAGCGCCAUAGCCUUUUACCUGCAACUGUUCCUGCUCGAUGUGGCACAGAUCCCUGCUGCCCAGGUGUCACUUGUCCUGUUUGGAGGGAAGGUGUCUGGAGCAGCUGCCGACCCUUUGGCUGGGUUCUUCAUCAACAGAAGCAGGAGGACAGGGUCUGGACGACUCAUGCCCUGGGUGCUGGGCUGCACGCCGUUCAUUGCCUUGGCCUCCUUCUUCCUGUGGUUCCUGCCCCCCUUCACCAGCCUGCGCGGCCUCUGGUACACCGCCCUCUACUGCCUGUUCCAGGCCCUGGCCACGUUCUUCCAGGUGCCCUACACGGCACUGACCAUGCUCUUGACAUCCAGCCCCAGGGAGCGGGACUCGGCCACCGUGUACCGGAUGACCUUGGAGAUGGCAGGGACGCUGAUGGGAGCCACUGUCCACGGACUCAUCGUGUCUGGUGCCCACGGGUCCCACAGGUGCAAGGAGACUGUGCUCCCAGGACAAGUGGCCGUCUCCCCCAACGCGACUCGUCUCUACUCCAUUGCAGCCACUGUGAUUGCUGUGACUUACCCCGUGUGCAGUAGUUUGCUCUGCCUGGGGGUGAAGGAGCGACCAGAUGCCUCUGCCCGAGCCUCUGGCCAGGGCCUGAGCUUCCUGUCUGGGCUGCGUCUCACAGUCCGGCACCCGCCCUACCUGAAUCUGGUCAUCUCCUUCCUGUUCAUCUCUGCAGCCGUUCAGGUGGAGCAGAGCUACCUGGUCCUGUUCUGUGCACACGCCUCCCGGCUACAUGACCAUGUGCAGAGCCUGGUGCUAACCAUCCUGGUCUCGGCAGUGCUGAGCACCCCGAUGUGGGAGUGGGUUCUGCAGCGAUUUGGGAAGAGGAUGUCGGCCUUCGGGAUCUUUGGGAUGGUGCCAUUUGCAAUCCUGUUGGCUGCUGUGCCCACAGCCCCCGUAGCGUACGUCGUGGCUUUGGUGUCUGGCGUGAGCAUCGCUGUGUCCUUGCUGCUACCCUGGUCCAUGCUUCCAGAUGUGGUGGAUGAAUUCCAGCUGCAGCACCAGCACGGCCCAGGGCUGGAGACCAUCUUCUACUCAUCCUAUGUCUUCUUCACCAAGCUUUCAGGUGCAGGCGCCCUGGGCAUCUCCACUCUCAGCCUGGACUUUGCGGGGUAUGAGUCAGGAGCCUGCAAGCAGGCGGAGCAGGUAGUGGUGACCCUCAAAGUCCUCAUCGGUGCCGUGCCCGCCUGCAUGAUCCUCAUCGGCCUGUGCAUCCUCAUGGUCGGUCCCACUCCAAAGGUGCCAAGUCGGAACAGCUCCCGCUCCCUUGGGAGGAGGACCAGCUACAGCCUCGCUUGAAUUUGGGACUCCUGUGAGCUGGAACGGCAGGAGCAGCGUCUUCUGGGCUCCAAGUCCCCCUUUCUUCUCAGCCCUUCGGCACCCCUGCUUCACAGUUUACACACGACCCGUCUUUUCGCCUGGGAUAUGGUGUCUUCGGUGACUCUCCUGAAGGGAGUGGCCUGGGCUCCAGGACCCCCGCCUGUCAUGUCUUGCCUGGUGACUGCAGGACAUCUCAGAUAGGCCUGUGCCCCUGACUACCCAGCUCCAGGCAACCUGUGACCGGGAAAGCAUACCAGUAGCAACUAUUCCUGGAAAAAGGAAGCCCCUACCAGCCUGGUCUGCAGACUUCCUGUGGGAGCACCAGGCCCACCAACCUGCUUGGACGGCAAAGCUACCUCACAGGACAGACACACAGAACUCGUUUCCCCUGAUGUUCCACUGGAUGUCUGAGAGAGGCUGACAGCACGUGAGUGGGCAGAGUGGGGACAGGUGGACAUGCUGGGAUGUCCAAUUAGGAGAGAGACAGAUGCAGCGAGGCCAGCAGACCCCAGAGGGAGCGAUGGGGCCAGUGGUGGGGAUAGACUGAGCAGGGCAUGAGGUGUUUCUUUCCCUUUGUACAGCUAAGUUGAUGACACUGUUUCUAGAAGUGGACACUGACUGAUAUUGAGCCACCAAAGAUCCAUCAUUUUUAUGAACAAAAGUUAUUUUUGUGGAAAUAUUUUUCUGAAAGUUUAUCUUUUUUUUUUUUCUGGCUGUGCCUCACCACAUGCGGGAUCUUAGUUCCCUGACCAGGGAUGGAACCCGUGCCCCCUGCAGUGGAAGUGCGGAGUCUUAACCACUGGAUGGCCAGGGAAGUCCCCUGAAAGUUUAUCUUAUAAAAGCACAGGAAGCACUGUUUUCCAGAGGCCAUGUCUUUGGGGAAGAAAGAUCCACUGAGAUUUAUUUUUGCAGAAACA
This is a messenger RNA of Kogia breviceps (pygmy sperm whale), 2483 nucleotides long. NCBI's taxonomy places the organism in Eukaryota, Metazoa, Chordata, Mammalia, Artiodactyla, Physeteridae. The record is from RefSeq and is a predicted model, not a curated record.